GUUACUAGUACAAAUUCAAUGCCGCACAAUUGUGCAAUGCUGCUUGCGCACCCUAGCCCUAGUCAAGCCCGCUAUUUGGCAUUCGGUUGGCAAGAGGCUUGCAGCAGGGCUCGAAGGUUCAGAAGUAAGGUCAAGAAGCUGGAAUGUGCCAAUGUUCAAACGCUUGACGUAAACCCAAGCUGGGGCGCCAGCACAAAAAAAGCACCUCUCAACUCAGCCCAUCUCAAAGCGGCAUACUGUUGUGACCAACUGCGCGGUCCAGGGCUUCGGUUUUCAGCUGGAAAGCAGUUCCACGUUGGCAGCAUCACAAUUGCAUGUAGUCCAGCCCGUUGAUGGCGUUGUAUGAGAGCAGUGACUCUGCAUUGUGGGAGGCAGCUCUAGAUGAGUAUCCUGCUAGGUUGCAGGGGCUAGGAAAGGAGCGCCUUGUGGACUUGGACGACUUUUACAGAGUUGAGUUGGUGAAGACUCUUAAAGAACGGGGGAAUGCAGGCUAUGUCACAAAGGACGAGCUAGUGAAGAUCGUCGACUGGAAACUUACCCGUGGAAAGUGGAGGCCGCGACUGCUGGGCUACGCCAAAGAUGCCGCCGAGACUGACAUCAUCGAAACCUCAAAACGGGCUUUUGCGGCGCUCCCGGACGUCCAGUCAGCAAUCAAGAUUCUGUCGGAGCUCAAGGGCAUUGGACCGGCGACGGCAAGCGCCGUGCUUGCGGCGCACUCUCCUAAUCUGGCGCCUUUCAUGUCGGACGAGGCGCUUGCGGCGGCGCUGAAAGGAACCAAGGACUAUACGCCCAAGAAGUAUGCGGAACUGGCGGAAGCACUGACAGCGAAAGCGAAGGAUCUCGGGUGUAAGUCAACGGGCGAGCCAUGGACGCCUUCGGACGUUGAGAGGGCAAUUUGGUCGGACGAUGCAAAGGGCCGGCAAAAAGGGGUUUCGAAAACGGCUUCAAAAGCAGCUCCGAAGGGCGCCGCCAAAGGAGACGCGAAGAGUCAACGGGGUAAAGGUUCCGGAGGAGCAACGGAUGCGAAAGCAGCCGGUUUACCAGCCGCAAAGGGACCUGAAAAGGAUACCACGUCAGGUUCGGCAGCGGCGGACCUGACCAAAGGUAGUUCGAAACGGAAGGCAGUCUCUCGGGAACGAUUGGCGAGGAACGUUAAGAGCAAAAGUUGACUAGCAUUGGGUUCGUAGCACGACACUUUGGCGAAAAUAUCUGUUUGAUGUCAGAUCACUUGUAUCAUAUACAGAAAACGGGGUACGAGCAGCACUUGGACCACCUUCGCAGAAGUCCGGAACAAUUGCAGAUAUUCCAAUAUCGAACACCUCCUUGACUCAGUGUAUCAUGUUAGUAGUGUCCCGUAUCAAGCUGGUACGUAAAGCGGCAAAUGACUGGUCAUGCACAUGGUUUUCGUGCAUUUCUGUCCGUCU
Molecule: messenger RNA, 1424 nt
Organism: Klebsormidium nitens
Lineage: Eukaryota; Viridiplantae; Streptophyta; Klebsormidiophyceae; Klebsormidiales; Klebsormidiaceae
Source: the annotation of a GenBank genome assembly